Molecule: messenger RNA, 342 nt
Organism: Necator americanus (New World hookworm)
Lineage: Eukaryota; Metazoa; Nematoda; Chromadorea; Rhabditida; Ancylostomatidae
Exons: 1
Coding region: 1-342 (113 amino acids)
Source: RefSeq, a predicted model, not a curated record
AUGUUGCAAUGCAUUAAUAAUCUUGAAGGCGAAAAAAAAAACGUGUUGAAUGUAACUUCGGAGAGCAGAGAAUAUCAGCUGUUGAUAGGAGGAGGCGAGCCUGUGAGGAACGCCGAAGUGAGCGGCGGCGGCGGUGGCUACGCCGACGAUCACGCCACCACCGAUCGUGGUGUGGAGCGAUCGCGGACCGCUCUGACCUCUUGUAGAGCAAACAGUGGAUGGAUAGCCUGGAUGCAAGGCGAAAUGAAUGCUCCGAAAAUAGCCGUGGCGAGAUUUCGGGCAACUAUUCUGGGAUACGGAGUGCUGGAGAGAAAAGAAAGCGCUAGCAACCCAUCCAAAUAA